Mugil cephalus (flathead mullet) is the source of this 1003-nucleotide messenger RNA. It is a transcript of the gene swi5, whose product is annotated as SWI5 homologous recombination repair protein. The record is from RefSeq and is a predicted model, not a curated record. The transcript is spliced from 5 exons. NCBI's taxonomy places the organism in Eukaryota, Metazoa, Chordata, Actinopteri, Mugiliformes, Mugilidae. Gene Ontology annotation, cellular component: Swi5-Sfr1 complex; Swi5-Swi2 complex. The coding region runs from base 113 to 523 and encodes 136 amino acids. Gene Ontology annotation, biological process: double-strand break repair via homologous recombination.
UUACCAUGAGCCGCGAACUGCAAACUUCCUACUUUUCACAGUACUCGGUUGCUGUUUUCGCAUGGCAUUAAAUAAGCCCUAACACUUGUAUUUCCUCAACUUUUGGGGCAAUAUGAACACAGAUCCGUCCGUUGAAACCCAACAUAGUGCACUUCAUUCUCCAAUUUCAACCUCGGAGACCAAGGACCCGAAGAAAGGACCCCUGAGAAGAACUCCUUACUCAAAGUUUAAGAAAGUACACUCCAACUUCAAGUCACCUCUUCAAGUAACCGAGAGCGCUAAAGUUAGUGCUGCAGAGGAGGUGGCAGAGCUACAGAGGAGAAGAGAGCAGUUGGAUACAGAGAUAGCACAGCUGGAGGCUGAGGGAUACAGCGUAGAGGAGCUGGAGCAUCACAUUGACAUGUUGCAUGAAUACAAUGAUAUCAAAGACAUUGGACAGACACUGCUGGGUCGUAUUGCUGCUCUGAGGGGGACCACCACACGAGAUCUCUACGCACAAUUCGGUCUGGAGCUGGAUGACUGAAAAAAAAAGAAGAAAAAAAAGAAAGAAUGAAAAUAAAAUGUUGAGGCUGGUCCCUCGUAUUGGGGGGAAAGGUCAAAGGACCACAGAACUUUGUGAUGGUAUGUGUUCCGACUAAAAAUGUGACUGGAGGAACUGCGUGUUUUCCCCUGGGAAGGCUGUGCACAUCUUCUGGGUGAUUAUUUUGUAAAAACAUUGCCUAGCGUACUGCAUCACUUGGUUUUGCAAGAACGUAAAUGCCAUUGUGGCAAAACGUUGAGAGAGUUUGUUUUGUUUUAACACUCAGUAUUGCAUUAAUCGAGUUUACAUAAGUUCAUGUGUUUAUAAGAUAUGCACAAGUGUAGUCCUGGAACUUUAUUUAUCUACAGAAAAUAUGUGCAAAACCAACUGUAUUGUCACUGUUACUGUUCUAUGUUGACUCCACCCACUUUAAAAUAAAACCAUUUGAGAGAAAGAAAAUAUAUUCGGCAACUCUCACACUCA